Messenger RNA from Gadus chalcogrammus (walleye pollock), 2835 nucleotides. RefSeq names its product leucine rich repeat containing 4.1 (gene lrrc4.1). Gene Ontology annotation, cellular component: postsynaptic density membrane; glutamatergic synapse; plasma membrane. Lineage: Eukaryota; Metazoa; Chordata; Actinopteri; Gadiformes; Gadidae. The record is from RefSeq and is a predicted model, not a curated record. Gene Ontology annotation, biological process: modulation of chemical synaptic transmission; postsynaptic density protein 95 clustering; excitatory synapse assembly. Gene Ontology annotation, molecular function: protein binding. The transcript has a single exon. The coding region runs from base 4 to 2835 and encodes 943 amino acids.
AUCAUGAGUCUUCUGGGGCGGGUAGCUGUGUGUCGAGCCAGGAAAGCCGCCCUGCUCUGUGUAGUCUUCCUGAUGGCGCGGGCAUGGAGCAGCUCCUCGCUGGGCUUAGUGGGGGCGGCGGCGGCGGCGGCGGCCCCCCAGGGCUGCCCACCGCAGUGCUCCUGCAGUAGCCAGCAGGGGAAGGUGGUGUGCACCCGGCGAGGACUGACCCGCGUGCCCCCCGGCAUCCCGGGCAACACGCGCCACCUCAAUCUGAUGGAGAACGCCAUCGAGGCGGUGCAGGCCGACUCCUUCCGUCACCUGCACCACCUUGAGGUGCUCCAGCUGGGGCGCAACGCCAUACGGCAGAUUGAGGUGGGCGCGUUCAACGGACUCACUAGCCUCAACACGCUGGAGCUGUUCGACAACCGCCUGACCGUGGUGCCCAGCGGGGCCUUCGAGUAUCUGUCCAAGCUGCGGGAGCUCUGGCUGAGGAACAACCCCAUCGAGAGCAUCCCCUCCUACGCCUUCAACCGGGUGCCGUCGCUCAUGCGCCUGGACCUGGGGGAGCUGAGGAAGCUGGAGUACAUCUCGGAAGGUGCCUUCGAAGGCCUGCAGAACCUUAAGUACCUCAACCUCGGAAUGUGCAACAUAAGGGGCGACAUGCCCAACUUGAGCCCCCUCAAAGGACUGGAAGAACUGGAGAUCUCAGAGAACCUGUUCCCAGAGAUAAAGCCCGGCUCCUUCAGAGGCCUGCGUUCGCUGAAAAAGCUGUGGGUCAUGAACUCCAAGAUCACCGAUAUCGAGCGCAACGCCUUCGACGACCUGUCCUCCUUGGUGGAACUCAAUCUGGCCCAUAACAAUCUCAGUGCUCUGCCACACGAUCUAUUCUCCCCACUGAGGUAUCUGGUGGAGCUGCAUCUCCACCACAACCCCUGGAACUGUGGCUGUGAGUCGGUGUGGUUGGCCCGCUGGCUGAGGGAAUACAUCCCCACCAACUCCACCUGCUGUGGCCGCUGCCACUCACCUGCUAGCAUGAAGGGGCGGCAGCUGGUGGAGGUCGACAAGGAGGACGCCUCCGGACUCCAGUGUUCGGCGCCCUUCAUCGGGGACGCGCCGAGGGAUCUGAACAUCUCUGCUGAGCGUGUGGCGGAGCUCAGGUGUCGCACGGCGCCGAUGUCCUCGGUGCGCUGGCUCCUGCCCAACGGGACCGUGCUGACGCACGCCACCAGUCACCUGAGGAUAUCGGUCCUCAACGACGGGACCCUUAACUUCUCCAACGUCCUGGCGGCGGACACGGGCACCUACACCUGCAUGGUGUCCAACGCCGCCGGGAACUCCAACGCUUCGGCCUACCUCAACGUGAGUGCGGCCGAGCUCAACACAUCCAACCUGAGUUACUUCACCACGGUGACCGUCGAGGUCAUGGGACCAACCACUGAGAUGCCCAAAACUAAAACCACCACGACAGCCGUUGCUGCAGGUGCCGGUUUUGCCGGCGGAGGAGGAGGCAGCCAAGGGACUACCACCACCACUGCCUCCCCUUCCGUCUUUCGCCCGGUCUUCAUCUCCACGCCAACUGUGCUACUGCAGAGCACCGAAAGCCCGCCGGCUGUCGCCAAGCCGUCGUUGGCGCCCGGACCCAAAGGUGUCACCGGCAAGCCAGGCAAGAGCGCUCCUAGCCUGGACGAAGUGAUGAAGACCACCAAGAUCAUCAUCGGCUGCUUUGUGGCCGUGACGCUGCUGGCUGCCGUCAUGCUCAUCGCCUUCUACAAACUCCGAAAGCGCCACCAGCAGAGAAGCACGGUGGCAGCCGCCCGCACCGUGGAGAUCAUCCAGGUGGACGACGAGGACCUGCCGCCGCCAGCCUCGGCAGCGCAAGAGGCUGCCCUGUCACUGCCCGAGAUCCGGGACCACAACAGCAUCCACAAACUGAACUUUAUGAGCCACAAGACCGACUACGGCUUCCAUAAACCCAAGGCAGAGUACAAACCCCAACCCGACUUCACUCUGCAUAAGCCCAAGGCCGAGUAUACUACGUAUAAACCCACCAUGGAUUACAGCACUCAGAAAUCGACCCCGGAUUUCAGCCUUCACCGACAGAAGGCCGACUACGGCCCGUUUAGACCCGAGUACAGCACUCACAAGCCUAAAGUGGAGUACAGCCCGUUUGACACAGACUUUGGUAAUCAUCCGAAAGCCAAAACAGACUACAGUCCAUUUAAACCCGACUACAGCACGCAUCCGAGACAGAAACCCGACUUUAGUCCUUUCAAAAGAGAUUAUAGCACCCAACCAAAACCAAAACAUGACUACAGUCCAUUGAAAUCCGACUACAACACACACACAAAACAGAAAGGGGACUACAGUCCAUUCAAGCCAGACUACAGCACUCACCCCAGACCCAAGCCUGAUUACAGUCCUUACAAACCCGACUACAGUACUCAGCCCAAACCCAAAAUGGACUACAAUACCCAGAGAUCCAAGCAGGACGUCAGCAGCUACAAGGACCCCUACGCUCCCCACAGGACGGCGGACUACAGCGGCGUCCAGAGCGACUUCAGCCCACACAAAAUGGAUUACAGUGCUUUCAAGUCCGAUUUCAGCCCCCAUACACAGAGACCCAGAAUGGAUUACAGUCCCCACAAAAUGGACUACAGUCCAAACAAUGGGGAGCAUGGCACCAUGAAGCCAAAAUACAACACCUACAAACCGACGGGCCAUGGGGCGAAAUGGACAGAAAACAAUGUGGGGAACUCUCUCCCUCGAACCUUACCGAGCACCGUCACGGCCAUGGCGGAGCCCUUUGCUGUAAAAACUCACAACAAGGAGAAAGUGCAGGAGACUCAGAUUUAA